This is a messenger RNA of Hyalella azteca, 2000 nucleotides long. It is a transcript of the gene Rtca, whose product is annotated as RNA 3'-terminal phosphate cyclase. The record is from RefSeq and is a predicted model, not a curated record. The transcript is spliced from 9 exons. Gene Ontology annotation, biological process: RNA processing. Lineage: Eukaryota; Metazoa; Arthropoda; Malacostraca; Amphipoda; Hyalellidae. Bases 265 to 1383 code for a protein of 372 amino acids. Gene Ontology annotation, molecular function: RNA-3'-phosphate cyclase activity. Gene Ontology annotation, cellular component: nucleus.
GAAUAUAAACAGUUAUGAUGGAAUAUUCUGAGAGAAAAAGGAAACUUACUGUCAUUCUCAGCCGGCUGAUGCAAUUGCCUUAGAAAUCUCACUGGGUGAGCCGGUUGCCAAUUAGUAAUUUUCUCGAGGUGUAUAAACGAACGUAGAAGUCCCGUUAGGUGCCUGGACCUAAAAUUCCUUGUUGUAUGUAUUUUAGAGCGUGAAACUUGAGGCGGGACUUGUGAGUCCCGUCAGUGGGGAAAGGGUUAAAUAUGUCCGAGACGUAUGGUAUCAAAAAUGGAUCAGCGUACACUGCGUACUAUUGAUGGCAGCUUGUUGGAAGGGGGGGGUCAAGUGCUGAGAGUUGCUGCAGCUUGUGCUGUAAUUAUGCAACAUCCUGUUACAAUUAACAAGAUUCGGGCUAGACGUUCUGCUCCUGGUCUUAAGUCUCAGCAUUUAAAAGGCUUGGAGGUGCUAUGUUUGAUCUGCCAAGGGAAGCUUGCUGGAGGCUCCUUGAACUCAGCAGAAGUUACUGUAACACCAGGUCCAAUUAAUGCUGGUCACUUUGAAGCUGACAUACAAACUGCUGGGAGCGUGAUGUUGAUCAUCCAGUUGGUGCUGCCAUGCUGUUUGUAUGCACCAGGUCCCACGUCACUGAGCCUCAGAGGCGGCACUGACACUGACAUGGCUCCUCCAGUGGAUUAUACAAAAAAUGUUUUUGCUCCGAUUGCAUCUAAGUUUGGAGUUGACAUGUCCAUUGAUGUUACACGACGGGGUUUCUUCCCUCGAGGAGGCGGAGAAAUUCAAGCCACCAUCAAAAAUAUACCUGGUAGUUUAACUGCAGUGAAUCUAUUGGAAUUCGGCAAGGUUUUGAAGGUUGAGGGGGUGUGCGUGAUUGCUGAUUUGCCAGACCAUCUCGCCGACACCGCCAUUGACGCCGCACGGGCGACCUUACAACGAGGCUUGCCUGGCGCUGCUGAUGUGCAUAUCAACAUCAAGAAGGAGGUCACCUCUUACCCUAACGCUGUAGGCAAAGGCUUUGGUAUUGUUUUGUGGCUCCGCACCAGCACAGACGUUGUGUUGGGAGCGACUUGCAUUUCAAAGGCAGGCAAAAGAGGCGAGAGGGGCACGCCAGCAGAUGUAGUUGGUGUUGAAGCCGCCCAAGCCCUCAUAGAAGACUGUAAGCUGGGCGCGUGUGUGGACCGGCAUAUGCAGGAUCAGAUGAUCCUGCUGAUGGGGCUGGCGGCGGGCAAGUCGAGCGUCGUGUGUGGGCCUCUCACCCAACACACCCUCACAGCCAUUGAGAUCAUGCAGCAGAGCACCCCCGUAAAGUUUACCGUCGACAAGAUGAACGACAGCCUCUUCAAAAUUUCAUGCGACGGUAUUGGCAUGAAGAGAAGCUAAUUCCCUGCUUCACGAUUAUAAAUUCUGUGAUUUGUUAUCUUAAUAAUAAAUUUUUGUUUAUUUAUUUCUAGCUACACAUCAACUCUGUUAUUUAAUUUCCAAAGUUACAACUAGAUGGGUAGCCACCGGCAUUUCUAACUCUUAUUUUGCAACGGUUCGAUAUUGUAAUGUCUUAUUUUUUUGUGUAGUACUUGGCAUACAUAGUUUAUAAAUUGGUAAAAAAAUUAAUAAAUUUAUAAAUUAUUAAUACAAAGAAAUAAUUAAAUAAUUGGAAAAUGAAUAAUUUUCAGUGCACCGUAAUUUACAUACGGUAUCUUUCAAUACCUGCCUUAAGUAUCGCUAGUUUAUAGAUGGGAAAAACUACCUGAUAACGAUUCUGGUUCAAAUAUGAUGCUCUUUACGUAAAUGGUUUAUGUUGUUUUCAUUCAUGGAAAUAAAAUCCAAAUAUAUACUGGAUUGAAUACCUGUCUGACGGGACAAAGUUAUUUCCUUCAAAUUCUUCUUUGUCGGUCAACAUUCCGGCCUGCAAUUAAACAUUCAGAAUCUCUCUCGAUGCUAGUCAAUCUAAUCGAGAUUUUGGCCUUUCUUCUUUUACGUGCAAGUUCGCUAGGAGUGAU